Molecule: messenger RNA, 14237 nt
Organism: Hyalella azteca
Lineage: Eukaryota; Metazoa; Arthropoda; Malacostraca; Amphipoda; Hyalellidae
Exons: 20
Coding region: 139-8943 (2934 amino acids)
Biological process (GO): regulation of transcription by RNA polymerase II
Cellular component (GO): nucleus
Molecular function (GO): DNA-binding transcription factor activity, RNA polymerase II-specific; RNA polymerase II transcription regulatory region sequence-specific DNA binding
Source: RefSeq, a predicted model, not a curated record
CCCUGUUGCUGUCGAGUGAGGUUAGGGUGUCUUUUUAAUUACUGUAUUUUAUCAAUAUCCACUCACUCACAGUGUCUUGUGGUGAGCUAUGAACUUGUCAGACCAGCAUGGGUAGCAGUUGUCUAAAGAAAGCCCAACAUGCGCAGUGGAAGCAAGUCCAAAAAAUCCCAUGCACGGAAUAAAUUGAAUCAACAGAAUAGUGGCACUGCCACUUCUUCACUUAUUUCUGGCACUGCUACUCCUGGCAGUUCAUCAACUGGCUCGUCUUGUACAGGAACGCUCUCAGUUACGAGUCAAACAAAAGGUGGUAGUGUUGCAACAGUAUCAACCUCCACAGUUACAACUGCCACUAGUGUCCCUGCUCCUGGUGCUAGUAACUCUGAUAAGAGCACCACCAACAACUGCAGUGAUGACAGCUCUGCAACGUGGCAAGUAAAUGGCAGCUGUAAGGGAAUGUCUAGCAACAAUGGCAACAACAGCUAUGGCAAAGAGGACAAACCUGGCAAUCAUGGUGCCUGCAAGUUGCCAAAGAAGAGGAAGUUUGAUCCUGCUGAGCUGGAGGGCAUGCAAAAUGAAGAUAAACCCACCAAUAAAAUAUUAGUUGUCUCUGCUAGCCAGGUCCCUGAUGGCUCAGGUCUCAUCCUGUGUGAUGGUAUUAGCAGUCAUGGCAGUGUUACUCCCAUCACUUCAUCCUUCUCUGCACCAUCCAGAAACCCAAUGGUGGUGCGCAGCAGUAGCAGCGGAGUAGAGGAUCUUACCAUCAAGGCUCCAACAUCGGCCAGCAUCUGCUUUAUGCAGAAUGCUAAAAUCAUUGCUAGUAAUGGAUCAGAUUCCCAUGUUUCUCUCCCUGUUGAUAUGCGAAAUAGUCAAUCUGCUGCACAGACUAGUAUUUACUCACGAAGUCAACCUAUUGCUUCAUAUGUACAAACCCAACCUCUUUCUCUUGUAUCUGUCAACAAACAGCCAUCUGCUGCUCUUUCUAUUCAGUCAAGCAUUGCCACUAGCAAUGGCUCAUAUGUGAGUCGCCCUCGAACUAUCAGUGCCAUUGAAAAUGCAACCCCAUGCCGAGCUGUGACCCUGGUACAAACUGGUGACACCAAGACUGUACAUUUCAUCAACCAGCCACCUGCUAGCCAGCAUUUGGAAAGUGAGCGCAUAACUCACAUGCAUCAACCUAUAGUUAUCAAAGACAAUUCGGUUCAAGUGAGUUUACAGCAAGGAACUAUUCCAAGCAAACAGAUGAUCAUUACACAAUCAGGUUCCAAUGUAAUACAUUCUUACGUUCAAAAGCCAGUGCAUUCCACUCAAGUUUCUUCCAUUCCAAGUUCAUCUCCUGGUGAAGGCACUACAAUGAGUUAUCACCUACAGCGGCAAUCGUCUGGCACGCUUCUCGGUCCUACCGUCACUCUUGCAGAUGCUCAUUCCCCUGGAGGGUUAGAAACUGGCACAAUAUACCAGGUGCAUCCCACUCAAGCCAGCCAGCUUGGCUCCCAACACAUCAUUGUGGCCAAUAGAGCUCCAGCUCAGAUGCAAGCUAACUCGCAGCUCAGGAGCGACAGAAGCAGUCAGGCGACAUCUCCUCCCUUGCAGCUUACACUGCAGCAUCAGAGCAAGGAUCAGAUGAAGAGUGUUCAAUUACAACACUUUGUUCAGCAACACCCUGUACAAUUAAAUCAACAGCCACAUCUGCCUCAAAAUAUUCACCAACAUUUAGCUUCUGCUCAGCAAUCCAUUGCUCGGCCAAUUCCUGUCCAGCCUGUUCAAGUUCAAGCCAACAUUCUGGCUCACCCCACCUCUAGAGCACAAGGCCAGAUUGUGAGGGUGCCGCAGCAAACUUCACAACUCCUGCAGCAGCAGCAAAUCAUAGCAGUCUCGAGGGGGAUGGUGAUAGCAUCAAAUGCUGGAGUGACUGCUUCUCUUUGCACCGACUCAAACGUUCAAAAUAAUUUUAUUGGGACUGGCACCAACAAAAGGCAGUAUUCAAGUACGGGUCUGUACAAAACGACAUCAUCAGAAAUGACUCCUAUACGUUCUAAUUCAAGCCUGAGGAAUAAAAUAACAGGUACUCCUGAGAUUGCGUAUAGCUCAGCCACUGGGCGAACCCCUGUCAAUUUAAGUGACUGGGUUGGCCACAGGAUUUUGGCCAAGAGUGGAGGACACUUUUACCCGGCAGUGAUCACGGCCAUUCAGAGUGUGUGCGAUAUUGUUGUGCGGCUGGACCACAGCCCUGGCAAGGAGCUGGUCUACACCAACGUGUUCAGCAGUGCAAAAUGUGACGUGGUGAGUGACUCGGUGCCUAGUGUGCAGCAGCUGCUGGAGGGCAUGCGGGUGGUUGCACGUCUUGACAAAGAUCAACAAAUCUUUGUUGAGGGGGAAAUUAUUGAGAGGAAACAUUCAGGGGGAAGCAUUUUAUACCAGGUGAGGAUUGCCACUUCCCAUGAUGGAGGCAGUGAACAGGAACUGCAGCUCAUGAGACCACACCUGCGUCUUCUCCAGCCACCAUGGUGGGAGGACUUGGAGUCUCUCAAUUCCCACAUCCCAAGCCCUUUAACUCCUCUCACCCCUCGGCCGCAUUCGUCCAGCGCAUAUCCUCAUCCCAAUGGUGCACAUAACAAGCAGUCUCUUGCUGCUCAGUAUGGCGACCAGCAGCAGCAGCACUCAGCUGACACAGGCUUUGUGAGCUCAAGCAAUAACUCACCAUGUGACCGCACGAGCCUGACACAGCACCACAGCAGUGGCAGCAGUAGUGCUCAUCUCAGCAACACCCAGCACCACAGCAGCAGCAGUGCCCACCUCAGCAACACGGCGACGCCGUCCGCAGCUGACCUUGCCCUCGCCUCUUCAGUCCGACGCCCGCCUGACGAAUAUGAAAGUGAUGACGAACUCAAGCGGGAAGACAUUUCUUUCCCAUCAGAUUCUGAUCAACACCACUUCGGCAACCUACACCGGUCGCUGUCACUGACCCCUGGGGCACUUGGAGGGGCUGGUGGGGGAGGGGCGCGCUACCUGGAAAGCAGCAGUGGGAGCAAGAGUGGCGUGUGUCGCAACUCCAUGCACAGUCGGGGCUCGACUUCCAGCCUCAUCGAGCACGGCAGCAGCGGCAUCGCUACUCCCAGGCUCACCCCUGUCACUCCCAGGUCUGGGACAGGCACCCCGUUGUAUCGCAAGGGCGAAGUGGUUAUCACCCCCAACGGCGUGCGCAAGAAGUUUAACGGCAAGCAGUGGCGGCGCUUGUGUGGCAAGGAGAGCUGCAACAAGGAGAGCCAACGCCAGGGCUACUGCUCCCGCCACCUCGCCAUGUAUGGCAAGCAGACGCGCUCUUCGGCGUCCUUUGCUGGGAAAGAUACUCCGAGUUCUGAUGCCAACUGGGACGCCUCCAGAGACUCCUGUGAUACGUCUCCGCAUUUCUCCGCUACCGCCCUGCGCUCUCAGGAUGAGACUGAAGCUGCUAAUAUGCUCAUGUCCCUCGGUCACUCAUCCUCCCGGUCCACCACCCCCGCAGGAGGGUGCUUCUCCCCGAACACGGUCUCGCCACGUCCAGGCGUUUCCACUCUCCAGUCGCCCAUCACUGUGGGCCAAAAGGCAAACUUUUUCACUCCCAUAAACCACCCCGGCACUGCGGGCGCUGUUGGCGGCGGCUCUCUGCAUGCUGGUAUCCAAGGGGCCAGUGUUAAGUCGCCCGUUGGGCGGCUUUGGCUCACCCAGGAGGCUGAGGCUCCCGGAGUGUCGGGCUCCUCUGUGGUUGUAGGCAGUCUUCAGCACACUGCUGGGACUGUGCGCCACUCCACUCCCGUCACUCUUCAUAAUAAACAAACUAUUUACCGGCCGGAGCUGCUGCGACCGAUAGCGGUGGACAAACUGCCUUCUCCCGUGACCUCGGCCAAUGGUAGCUCCUCUGGCCACACUGUCAUCCAUUCAUCGUACUCCCACUCGCCUGCCAGUCAACAAGCUCUUCAUCAACAGGCACAUUUGACACAAAAACAACAACAACAGAUACAGCUUCAACAUCAGGAGCUUGUGCCAGUGCAGAAUUUACCUAGCAACCAUUCUAGCCACACAACUCAUCCAACCAUAUCCCUGAGUCAUACAAGCCAGACCUUAGCAUUCAAUGCAAGUGAGAACUCGACGGUCGAGCCUAGACUCCUUCAAAAAGCACUGAGGAAUUCGGAAGAAGAGGAAAAUUGUGUCAACACGUCUUCAGAUACCCAGCAGCCGCAAGAUCUCUCGGGGUUCCGUGCCUUUAGUCAGUCUGGCAGCUUCUCAACUGUUGCUAUUGCAGGCGGGCAGGAAGGCCUGAUGCUGCGAGCCAAUGCCGUGCCCACGAGGGACCGCACGGCUGCCUUCAGCGUCGUACAGCAGCCUAGCGGCGUUGCCAAUAACUGUUCCAUAUACACCACUGUCCCUGUGUCAGAGAACAUGGAAGUCAGGGCUCCUAAAGAAGAGUUUGGCUUGAUUGGAACUCCCACUCCCAUCACAAAUGGAGACGAUAACAUGCGGGUGUCAUCUGACAACCGUGCUUUUGCUCCGAUUUAUUCUAAAUUUCAUGACAUAAGUCAGGACAACGAUGUAGAUUUAUCUAAAGCAGAGGAGGUGAAGGUGGAGCAGGAUGGUCCCAAGUGGGCAGAGAGCAAGUCAGCCCUGGAGGUGGGGGAUGAACGACCAGUUUAUCAAUGGAACCAGCUGGUGCCUCUUAUCACCUCGCACGUGUCCGCUAACCACAUCGUUCCUAAGUCAGAAAUUGAGGACUCCCCUUCUCACAUUAACGGAGAAACACCAAUCCUAAACGGCAGCGUCGUGAAGCAAAAUGACUUUAGUGACGGCGGAGGCAAUACUAUUUUGGCUCUCAAUUCAUUAGGAGUUAUGAAUGCGAAUACUGAUGCAGCUACACCGGGUGGCGUGUAUGCAGAAGGCGUGUCGCCUUCAAGGGAAGGCGUUGACGUCGGGGCCGAUGCCGACGAUGAUGUCUUCUUGACAGACUCUGACUCUGCGUCUGUUGGUUCUGAAGGACAAAAGCGCCGCUCACAGUCACUCAGUGGCGUCUUUCCAAAGGAGGAACCAAAAAGUCCGAGGAAGGGCAAAGUCGUCGACCACAUCCGUCGUCCCAUGAACGCAUUCAUGAUCUUCAGUAAACGCCACCGGCCGCUGGUGCAUCACCGAUACCCUAACCAAGACAAUCGCACCGUGAGCAAAAUUCUUGGCGAGUGGUGGUACGAUCUCAAGCCAGAAGAAAAGCAGAAGUACCAAAGUCUCGCUACGGAGAUUAAGGAGCAUCACUACAAAGCGCAUCCCGACUGGAAAUGGUGCAGCAAAGACCGUCGCAAGUCUUCAACGAGCUCUCUCAAGGGUGACCCAUCAGGCAUGCCCCUCACUCCCGGGGGGCCCAACAGUGAUGGGCUGCCCAGUCUUCCCCCCACUCCUGGCGGGCCCAACUCUGCCCCCACGGUGUCCACUCCCUCCGACUGCACCCCCGCCACUUCUGCUGCUCUGGGCAUGGAUGGGUCCCUCAGCAUCACUUCAUCUGCUCUACAGAAGAUCACGCCUCAGUACGGAAGCUGCAGGCGUGGCUCUGAAAUAUCUGAUGACGACUCCUCCAUGGUCAUUUGUGAAGAAGCGUCGGCUCUUCAGUCAAAACCUGCCGCAGCUGACAGUGAUGUGGACCUCGCCUGCGGUGAGCGCGUAGACACGGACUCGGAAACGCAGAGUGACACGGAGGUGAGCGAACGACUGCGCUGUCCUCCCUCAUCAGCUGCUUCAGGCGAGACGCUCACUCACUAUUACACGACUCCAAAGACUGCGUCCGAGGAAACAAUAUCACAAUAUUACUCCAUACCAAACUCUGCACCAAACUCAACUUCCCUCACAUUUAAGCACCAGUUGAUCGCGUCCCAGGAUGCAAGGGAGGCACAAACUUCAUUCCUGAAUAAAACGAGCUUGGCGACCUCGUUGCCCACUUCAGUGCAAAUCAACACCAACACGGGAUCUGUACCCCAGCAGAGUUACUUCGGUAGCGCUACUGUUACCACCACCGCUGCAGGAUAUACCGCUUCAGUUGGUCAACAAGUGGCGGCCGUUCCUGCCCCGGCAACUGCCACUGCAGACAUCACCUACAAACCUAAGCCAAUUAAAGGCCGAACGUCGGCUGAGGACGUAGUUACGCUGUACGGCAUGAGUGGGUCUAUCCAGCUGGGGGCUGAACAGCUGAGAGGGCAGCAGCCUCCUGCAGGGGCAGGAUCUCAGCCCUCCACCCCUUCAUGCCCUCAAAACUCCACACUCAUUGGCGGAGUCCUGCAGCAGCGGCCUCCCACUCCCUCCCACUCGCUUCAGUCCACUAUCAGCGCCUUCAGAACGAUGCCGGCGUCGCCCAAGUCCCGCCUGGAUGAGGGCGUUGGUGGGGGCGUAAAGCAAGGCGGCGUUGUGCAUCACAAGCUCCUGAGUUCGCCCGGCAGCGUCACGAGCAGCCACUUCAAGCCGUUCACUGCCGUCCUGCCCGAGCAGCUGGGCACUCCUGGAGGCACCCUCGUGGUGGGAAGUGGUGCGCAGGUUUCUACGGCCCUCGUGGAGUCUGCUAAAGGCACCGUGACGGUGAUGGCUUCUUCUGCCACUACGGCUACUACCUUCCUCAUGUCGCCAGCACAGCACGUUUCUGUCCUAAGUCCUGGUAACCCUGGCGGCGCAACAAACGUCGUCCUCAAGAGUGCAGGUGGUGCCAGUGCCAAAGUAUCAGGUGCCACGCAGGUCCAGUACCUGGUGCCAUCUGUGACGCUAGACGGCAAGCUUGUGCUUCAGACGGCAGCCAUGGGUGCUGGAGGAGGGGGACAGCAAGUUCGCGUGCUCACUUCAUCAGGUGUUGACUUGCCGGCCACUGCAGGGGUCAUCAAAAUCAACAGCAAGCAGCACCCGGCCAGCCUCGUGGUGCUCUCAGGGACUCCUCUGACCCACCAGCAGCAACACCUCCGUGGCUUGCCUGCUCCUGCGGUGUCACAGAACCAGCAGCAUCUCGUGCACCACGUCGUGCAGGCGCAGAACAACGCUGCUGCUGCGCGUCUUAAGCCACUGGAUGCCAGCACCUUAACUCCGACGUCCGUGGCGGUGUCAAGCGGCGGACAAGUGGUCAAAACUUCCCAAGCUCAAUAUUUCCACACUCAAGUUGUCUCACAACAACAGGCAAUGCAUCUUCACAAUCUCUCCGCUCAGAUGUCGAAGGGAGUACGUCAUCAAAUUGUGCACACUGUACAGCCGCCCAAGCCUCUGGUCCAGCAAUACCAAGCGGACACGAAGAAGCAGGUGCCCACGUCUGUGCCGGUCGCUCUUGCUCAACAUGUGCAGAGAGGUGCAGGAGCGACGCGUCUGCCAGUUUCUGUUGGCUCGACCAUGGAAUUAUCCUCUGAUGCUGAUGGCACGCAAGACUUGCCGCCUGAUGGGCCUGAUGAUGGCCCUGUCGACGAAAAACCCAAGUUUAUUCUGGCCCCAACUCCAGCUCAGCUUGGCAAAGCGCCCCGACAGAAGCGCAAUUCGUCUACCGAUGAUGAAGAGCACAGCCCCACCUUCACCUCUCAUCACCAUCAUCAUCAUCAUCCUGAUCAUCAUGAAGAAGACCGGGAGCUGAGCCAUGAAGUGCCAGCCAAUCAGCUAUCACAAUGCACGGCGACUGAGGACGACCAGCAGCACCACGAGCAGCAGCAGGACGAGGGCGACGCGGCGCAGCCUUCUGCUGUGCCACCUUCACCAGGCGGCAAGAAGAGUUUCUUCAAGAAGAACAUAGAAGAUGGCAUGGAUAAGGUUCUUGAAGAGAUGAACUUCAACGAGAAGUUUACGAAGCUUCCAGAGUACAACCCCGAGAUGCUGGGAGGCCCUGGCAACACGCCCAUGACGCCGCUGCCCUCGUCGCCUAAAUGCACCUUCAGGAACAGGAGCAGACUUAACGGAGGUGAUGGAGGUGACGAAGUGACGACAGGGUCGCAGCCUCCUUUGUCGUCAUCCCUGCAGGGCUCCAAGUUCUUCCCUCCCGACUUCAACCCUGAAUCUUUCAAAGGUGACGGCGGAGGUGCGGACUCAACUCAAUCCGGCGCCAGCGUCUCGGCAAUUUUAGGCAGCGCUGGUGGGGUUGGGGACGACUCGCCCCUGGUCUGCACCAGGUCACCCCGGACACCCAAGACCCCAGGGCACGCGUCCGAGAAGACCGUGGCCGCGGCGAGCGGAGGGGGUGGAGGGCACUCCAGCCUCAGGCAUAUCCUCGACCAGCGGCGUGCCCUUGUGAUGCAGCUCUUCAGUGAACAUGGAUGGUUCCCUAACAACCAUGUGGUGGCGGAGUUCCAAAGCAAGUACGCGGAGCUCUUCCCAACCAAGAACUGUUUGAAGCUCAAGAUACGCGAGGUGCGCCAGAAGAUGCGCCAAAACACACCCGGUGUGCCUAACACCCCUGGUCCUCUAUCAGCGGCCAGCACUCCUGGCCCUAAUAGUCCUAACGCCCACAACUCCCUGCAUAACAACUCCCACUCAAAUGGUGCUAAUCACCACUCCAACACGAUAAUUUUUUCCAACGCCAAUAGUAAUAACAACAGUUGCAGUAACUCCCUGCACUCUAACGUAAACAGUUCCGUCAAUGUUACGUCUACUACAGCUACUUCGCAGCAGCAGCUGUUGCACCUUACCGGCCCUGCUACGGUUACAGUUUCUUCCAGCGGCUACCACGCUCUUUACAAUACUAAUAACAAUAAUAAUAUACAAAACACUGUUCAGACCAGUGUGCCGAGUAAUGUUCAACUUCAACACAUUAAUAGUAGUGGUGUGCAAAUACUUCAAACACCACAACAACAGCAUCAACAGCAACAACAACAACUGCAUCAACAGCAACAACAGCAGCAGCAUCAGCAGCAACAACAAGCAACAACAUCCGUAGCUUCGACCUUGCAUUGUAAUCAGCCUAAAAAUGUUUGUUACUGAACCCUGAUCUCCGUCUAAAGUUCGGGUCAUGGUUCGAACAACUUGGUUGUGUCUCUCUAAACACUUGAGCGCUCAAACACUUGCUAAGCGACUGCGAGACGUGCGCUCGCAAUUAUAAACGCGUUGCCGUUGACAGGAGGAGAUCUGUGUUUCCAGGAGAAGCUUAAAUGCUUCUUACUGAAUAAUUAAUUGCCGGUCCCGAGCCUUGGCUUGGAUUCGGCGUUCCAUUGUGCAAUGUCGGUAUGUACCUACGGUAUGUUUUAUCCUUAAUUGGCAUUGUUAAGUGGUGCUCAGUCGUAGUUUUUUAUAGCCAAGAUCUCGUGCUAACAGAGGCCUCUACUAUUAGUAAAACAUAGUAGUACCUCCCCAGAUUGUAUGUAUGUACUUCAAUGUGACAUUUUAAAAUGUGCAAUUGUAUUUCUGGAGACGAGGAAAAUAUCGGAAGUGUGUGGUGUUCGUUCUAAAUUGUGGUACGGCGUCGGCGUCUCUUUCGUAGGAAUGACUUGGCCUUCUUUUAGAUAGAUAUUACUUCAAUUUCAGGAAAUGAAGCCUGUAAAAUGUUAGGAACGAUUUUUAGAUAACUUGCACGCAUAACCCAAACUAAAUGCGGUACAUCUCCAGCGUCGGACUUGGUCAAGCAUUUCUUUACCUGAUAUCGGAAGUUCCAUUUAAUUCUUCGGAUAAUUCUUACUAUGCGCCGAUUAGCCUCAAGAUUCUAGGUUGCCAGCCACAACAUCGUCCGAGAGCAAUUCAGACCCACGCUCUCCAUCAAUUUACAGUCUUAAGUUUACAGUUAAUGUGAAACUUAAGCUUAGUCCACACGGAGCACAAUCAUUUCCCACGUAGCUAGCACAAUCAUUUCCCCACCGUAUCGUCAAGCAAGGGUUUCAGUCAUGAGUAUUGUCAUUUUUUCGUAUACUGCACCUUUUUUGUAGUACAAACGUAGCCUUAGAAGAGCCAAGUAAUGCAGAGCGUCGCGCUUCCUUCUCUCUCCAACACGAUUCGUUUGAAUUAGUGAGCAUAUUUGUAAGGAAAACUUCUAACAAGACGCCCUUCUUAUAUUUCCUGAUAACUGCUCUGUUUCUGAAAAAUUUGCCGUUACUCGCUGCGAACAUUAAGGCAAGGUUCAAGCAAUAGCAACUUAACAAAUAUUUUCGUCAUAGCUCAACGUUGCAAUCGACUCCUUCCACUUUCAUGCGUGUUUCCGCGUCCGUGAUGCGAAUAGUGCUCCUCACUGUUGUAUUUUAUCUCGUUCAGAUGUCAAUUGUUUUUUUUUACUGGAGUGCAUUGUUCGAUUAAAGGCUUGAAUUUGACUUAGCGUAUAAUUCUAUGAUUUUUUACGGCGUUAGUGACGACGGUAUUUCCGACCAAAGCCUUACUGGGGAAAGUGAUACUGCAGAAGUGUUACUGUAUACUUUGUACAGGAUAUGUGCGUUUUGAGAAAAUUUCGAAUUUUUAAAGAUAUUGUACGGGCAAAUUUUACCUCGAAUUUAUUGUAACUAAACUUGAACUUUGCGUUCUUCAAUAUUGUCUUAAGAGCUUCUAAUCAGCCAGCUGUAGUAUUGGUAUCUGACGCCGUUUAUUUAAUUGUUCUGCAAACAUAUUCUCGCUGCCUCGGAGUCGAUUGACAACGAUGCGAAAGUAGAAGAAAAUUCUAAUGAUAGAGCUUGUCUUGUACGCUAUUAUGUCAUUUGCAAGUGAAUGUCUAUUAGGAUGACAUGUUCACGACGCUCGGCAUGUUUGAAUCCAGUUAUGAACUGACAAUUAUCGGCUCAGGAUAAAUACUGUUGACAUGAUAUUAUGUUGUGACGUGGAGGCGGUAUUAGGGCGCGUGUAGGCCGUAACGUGAAGGUCUUUGGACGACGCUGUCUAAUCCUGUGUAAAUACGAACCCUCGUUGAGAAAGAAAGUGCUAUUUUAUUAUGCCAGCCUCGUUCAAAUCUUUAUAUUUAUAUAUUAGAACAAAAAAUAAUUUUUCGCUACUUUUAAAUUUAUGACAAUUAUCGAAAGAAGUAAACUAAAAAGGAGAUUUGUGAAAAAUGAAAGUAUAUUUUCACGAGGUUUCUAAAACCUGGUUUCUUGGCACAAACUCUAAACAUUACAUCAGCCAUGACGAUGCCUUCUCAUGCCUCACGUUGGAUCUUUCUAUUCGUGUAACUCGCUGUAUGAAAACAGCACCUCUCAUUGACAAGAGGUCGACAGGUUGAAGUAUAGAUUACGGCUUCUUUAAUCUUAGAGGCGCUCUUGAAUAAGCUUUGCCUGAAAUGAUAUGUCGGCGUACAUGCACGUCAAGGUUUCUUGACACCGCUUGGACAAGUAGUGUCGUCUGCUCCUUGCCGUUGCUGUUGUGCGAUGACAAGUUAUGUCUGAUCGUUGUAGACAUAUGCCUCCUCUUGAUCAUUAUCCCAUGAGACUUGGCUUUCUCUUGAGUGGAUGCUUCUUGUGUUCAGUACAACCAUUCUAUCUUCGGUGGCUUUAGAAUUUCUCUCGAAGAGUUUGGUUGCAGAAAAAUCAUUGUUUCUGAAGAUGUGAACUCAAGAACGCUCAUAUGUUCUACGGGCGGUUUAUAAGUUUAUCAACAGAUUAUUUUAUUGUGAAUGCUAAGUUUGAUAUCUAUCAAUAAUAUGCGAGUUUUUCUGGUGCUAAAUUGUCUUCGAAAAUUCAUGAUCUGGAUUGGAUCCCCUAGUUGAUGGAUGUACAUGUACCCUGCCAUACCCGCAGUGCCGUCGUGCAAUAGUUAUAUAGUAAUAAUUUUAGCCAUAAAAUGCAUGUUCUUUGUACACAACGGAAGCAUGUUGCAACAUGCAACAUGCCAGCACCAUCCAUUUCAUUCUCUUUGCAACGCGUUUAUAGGAUACGCUCUUGCAUCAGUCGUUCAUUUCUGUUCAGUACUUCGUUUAAAUCCCAGCAAGCAUGUUUCAUUGUCACAAUUCUCGAUGCAAAUUACUGUUUGGUUCCAAGCUGGUGCCCUUCAGGCGGACUGAACUGCAGUCCUCGCGCCCAAUGCUUGCGUAAUUUUUAUUAUAAGUACUCAUGUUUCCAUGAACAUCUGACGCGUUCCUGACUCAACCUUUGCCAGGUUCUGGCGACGGCUGUCUUCCUUAAAACAGAAAGUUUGACGAUUUCAAGACAAAUGUUGUACAAUUAACUCGACUUUAUUCCCCACAAUUUCCGUUGUUGUUUACGAACCUAUUCUUUUACUCGUGAUUUUGCUUUUCAGCCAAUUUUGCUCCAUUCAUGCAUGAUUUAUGCUUUAAUUAAAUGAUUUAAAAUUUUAAAAUUGAAGUAACUAGAAUUUGCUAGGAUGUCGAGGACAUAGAAAUAGUGUGGUUAGUCCUGAGCAUUAUUCCUUGACAAUGCUUGCGCUGGUGCUCGACUGCUGCCCUAUGUCAGGGCCUGCCACUCUAUUGUAACGAUCUGUUCUUCUAGUUAACGAUGCCUUGUUGUUGUUACGUUCAUCGUUCUGUAUAUAUACCAUUAUCUCUUGACUCUUGUUUGUUCUUAGUCCAGUUAUAUGUCUUGUUUUUGAUCAGCUCUCUUUCAGUGCUUAGGAUUGUUCGGCUUUUGUGUCCUGGGCAUGCCGAUCUGUUUUAUUGUUACUACAAAUCAUAUUAUCUUAGUAUUUGCAUCAUAGUCUCACCAUCCCACUUUCUAUUUUUGACUACUAUCCAUGUCAACCAUUCUUUAGCAUCUUAAAGCCUUGAUUUGAAUACUUCUCUACGUUAAAUAAUACCUGAAAGGAAUAAGAAUUGCAGUUUUUAAGGUAUUAAAUUUACCCACCAAAAAGCUUGUAGUCUCUGAUAUAAUCUGAUCUAGGCGUUCAUCGAUUUUAUUUGAAUUAUGAUGUGCCCGGAAGUUUUGGCUUGUGUUAACACAAGCAUUUUCUUAUUACUAAAUAUCAUCCCGAUCGUUGUUUCAAGUAUGCACAGCAACCGUCCUUUUAUCCCCUCGUACCCCUGUACAAAUUUGAACGAAGUUUUCAUUUAUAUUUAACUUAGCAGCGGUGUUGCCCAGUCGUAUUUGACUGGCGAAUGAAAACCUAUGUUUUGUAUAUUUUUGUUUGCAAUAACGGACUGUGGCGAUUGGCGCAAUUUUUGUUAUGCUUAUUGUUAAAAUGGAUGCGGUUCAAUACGUCUAUUUGGAAGUUUUGAGGGUGACGUAAUCUUUCCUGGAUCUGAAUAUUUGUUGGCGGAAGUAUUUUUCAAUUGUGUUAAUUUUGUAAUUUUGAACUUAUAGGCGUAGCUUAUUCAACGCCUCCUUUGUCCGACUGACGAGGCUCUUGAUUAGGUAGAAGUGACGGUCACGAGCUUGCGGAGAGUCCGUGCUAUGUACUUAUUAUGUUACUUUUUUAUUGAGCGAACAACUUAGAAGAUAUUUGAGUGACAAGUUCUGUUGUUAUUAUUAUUAUUGAUAGGUAAUUGAGUAUUAUCGGUCCAUUGAAUGUGUUCUCGCUGGUUAACUGAUGUUGCCCGCUCUCUAGGCUUACUGAGCUCGUGGGCAACCGCGUGUUCCUUCCUACUUUACUAUAGGCUUAUUUUUCUAUUCUAUUCACAAAUGCAUGUUUUAAUGGUUGUGCCUUCCUUCUUCAUCUUUCCUCUUUCUCAAGCUUUGUUAUUAUCCGAUAUUUAUGAGUCCUGAUUGGCGUUUGUUUCGUGCAGCUCAACUCAAGCUCUUUAAAUAAAAUCAUUUCUUGAAAAUGGAUUUGAAAACAUUAUUUAUUUUAGUAUGAUCAUGCGUUCAUCGCUAUUAUAGAUUCCUAAUAAGCUUAUUUUGAGUCCCCUUGUGAGGCUUGCCGGGCGACGUCGAAGCAGUUGUAGGCAGACUUAGAUCCUUUCCACGUUUACAAAUAGGCGGUAAAAGCUCUAGAAUUUGACCUGCAAUAACCGUGAGUCGUUGCGCCCUCUAGUACUAGCGUGAAUACAAGAUAGUGGCUAGCUGUUGCCUUAACAAGACUCAUUGGGCCGUAUUUUCAAUAGUAAUUAAGAUCUUGAGCUAUAUGAUCGUACGAACAUGUGCUUGUACAACAAGAUAAUGAUCCACUUAUGGAUGUAUGAUCUCGCAUUAGGCUCUCUGUACGAGGCCUUAGCACCUGAGAUGUGCAUUGCUGUCCUGUUCAAUUACCAGUCGUCCUGUCGCCAAGGUAUUGAUUGCUUCUGCCAAAUAUCGAGUUUUGUGUUCCCGCGAGCGGAACUACGUAUCCUCUCUUUCAGUUUUCAUUGUAUAAAAUAAUGUAUAUGUAUUUCUAUUUGAACUGUUUUAAGCCAUUAUUCACUAUAAAUACAUGAAUAUUCCGUA